Lotus japonicus is the source of this 1987-nucleotide messenger RNA. Its product is annotated as histone deacetylase 6-like. Gene Ontology annotation, molecular function: histone deacetylase activity. The record is from RefSeq and is a predicted model, not a curated record. The transcript has 6 exons. Lineage: Eukaryota; Viridiplantae; Streptophyta; Magnoliopsida; Fabales; Fabaceae. Bases 126 to 1526 code for a protein of 466 amino acids.
AAAAUACAAAGAAUAAAAAACACUAGUCUCUCUCUCACUCUCACUGCCUUUACGUUACAGGGGAGGGGAAAGGGACACGAGGGGUUUUGGGUUCAAUUGAAUUUUGAUUCGAUUCGAUUUGAGGCAUGGCGGAGAGUGACGGUGGCGCUUCGCUACCGUCGGUGGGUAGCGACGCCGUGAAGCGGAGUGUGACCUAUUUCUACGAACCCCAAAUCGGCGACUACUACUACGGCCAAGGCCACCCAAUGAAACCGCACAGAAUCCGCAUGGCGCACGAGCUCAUCAUCAACUACUCCCUCUUCCGCCGCAUGCAGAUCAACCGUCCAUACCCCGCCGCCGUCGAGGACAUCUGCCGCUUUCACUCCGACGACUACGUCGACUUCCUCGCCUCCGUCUCGCCGGAAAUCCUCUCCGAGCCCACCCACUCUCACUACCGCCAGCUCAAGCGCUACAACGUCGGUGAGGACUGUCCUGUUUUCGACGGACUCUUCGAUUUCUGCCAGGCUUCCGCCGGUGGAUCCAUCGGCGCCGCCGUCACGCUCAACCACUCCCUCGCCGACAUCGCGAUCAACUGGGCCGGUGGCUUGCACCAUGCGAAGAAGGCUGAGGCCUCUGGGUUUUGCUACGUCAAUGACAUCGUCCUGGGAAUUCUCGAGCUUCUCAAGGUUCACAGGCGUGUGCUGUAUGUUGAUAUUGAUGUUCACCAUGGAGAUGGCGUUGAGGAGGCAUUCUACACUACUGAUAGAGUGAUGACAGUGUCAUUUCACAAGUUCGGGAAUUUUUUCCCAGGAACUGGGCACAUCAAGGACACUGGGCUGGGUCCUGGAAAAAACUAUGCUAUAAACGUCCCGCUAGAUGAUGGAAUGGAUGAUGUGAAUUUCCGUGAUCUGUUCCGCCCCAUCAUUCGAAAAGUCAUGGAGGUUUACCAACCUGAUGCUGUUGUUCUUCAAUGUGGAGCUGAUUCAUUGUCCGGCGACAGGUUGGGCUGCUUCAACUUGUCUGUGAAGGGUCAUGCAGAUUGCCUUCGCUUCCUUAGAUCUUACAAUGUCCCUCUAAUGCUCUUGGGUGGGGGAGGAUACACGGUCCGGAGCGUUGCUCGAUGCUGGUGUUAUGAGACUGCGGUGGCAGUAGGAGUGGAGCUGAGUAAUAAGUUGCCAUUCAAUCAAUAUUAUGAAUUUUUUGGCCCUGAGUAUACACUUCAUGUCAGCCCUAGAAGCAUGGCGAACCUAAACACACCCCAGGAUUUGGAACUGAUUAGGAAUCUGUUGCUUGAGCAAAUUUCCAGACUCCCCCAUGCUCCCAGCAUACCUUUUCAGACAACACCGUCAACCAUAGAAGUUCCAGAAGAGGAAGAGGAGGACAUGGAUACAAGACCAAAACGUCGCAUAUGGAGCAGUGGAGAAGUUGAUUCUGACUAUGAAGAUGAGGCACCUAGUCCACCGAACUCACAUUCAACAUCCAAUAUAAGCAGGCAUCUGGCAGAUGAGAUGGAAGAUGAUGACUCGGAUGCGACUCCAUCACCUUAAUACUUCAUAGAAGAUAGCAAGUUUAGAUUAACAUGUUUUCGUCAGUGGGAAGCUCUUUGCUGUUUGGACCAAUCAUACAUACAUAUUUUCGACCUAUAUGUGUACAUUUUUAGGUUUAAAAGUAUAGUAUGAAGCAGUGUUGCCUGAGUAUGGGGCCAUUGUGGUGGUGGGUUUUCACCUUUCAGAACAUCAAUCUGAAAAUGUCAUAGCCUUGCAUGUUUUGCUCUGGUGGAGCAUAGGAUUUGCAUCUAUGGCUUCCAACCUAAGUGAACUUGGUGGAGGCAGAUGAGAAUUUCCAGAUCCACCUUCACUUUGUAGGUUCCAAAUUUUGGAGGUUAUUUGCUGUUUCUACCGUGUAAAAUGGCACAUACCUAAAAAAGAAAUAUUACAAACUCAUAGUAGUCUGACAUUUAAUAUUACAAACAUGGAUAAAUAUAUUCCUUUCAUUUGAUAUUAAAUAA